Messenger RNA from Acipenser ruthenus (sterlet), 2695 nucleotides. Its product is annotated as pleckstrin homology domain-containing family G member 7-like. Gene Ontology annotation, biological process: Rho protein signal transduction. The transcript is spliced from 17 exons. Gene Ontology annotation, molecular function: guanyl-nucleotide exchange factor activity. Bases 154 to 2352 code for a protein of 732 amino acids. NCBI's taxonomy places the organism in Eukaryota, Metazoa, Chordata, Actinopteri, Acipenseriformes, Acipenseridae. The record is from RefSeq and is a predicted model, not a curated record.
UGAAUGUAACUGACGAAGCUCAUUCAGCUUCUUGUGAACUUGGGUGUCGGGACACGCUAAGGCUGCGGUUUCUCUUCAAUCUCUGGACGUUUCGUAAGUGAUGGAACUAUUGAAGCUGACAGUCCCUGCAUAGAAUGUCUUUACUGAAACAAUAUGCAGCAGCCUGAGAAUGUUCUUGAAAAAGCAGAGGGAUUUGAAACAGAAUUAGAGUGGACAGACUUCACAUGGCAGAAACAGAGUGGUGGACUGGCAGGUCAUUCCAGUGCCGAAACCCAGACUGGUCCAGUUCACACAGAAGACAAGGAAACUCAAACCAGCUCUCCUAUAAUACAGAGAUUACUGGAUCAAGAUGGGGCUGUCAAACCUUAUUCCCAGUUCGACAGACAAGCCCCUGCCAGGAUUUCCACUUCCCCUACUUUAAGAAGAAUGAGAAAAAGCAUAAGGCGCCCACAACUGCAACUGGACUUGUGGGAACAUGAGAGGCAGAGCAACAUACCAACUGACACAGCUAAUGUUAGCAUCUCCCAGACAAACCUCCAUGUUCCUGGGACUCGUACAUCAUGUGUAACCAACCAACAGUCUCCUCUGGCCAGAGAUGCUUCUUCCCCUGUGAACUGCAGUGUGGAUUCAGCACAGGACUGUCUAGAAGGAAUAUCACCACCCCAAGAAAAGCAAGCUGGGGAUUUUAAUAAUAAACUAGACAAUGACCUUAUUUAUAGCAGACCAAAAUCUCAUUCUGCAAGAGAAAUAAGCAGUGGAACAUUUCCCUCAUCAAAUGAUUGCCAUCAGGUGACAGAAUCAACCCAGGACAGAAUGCAGGAACGGCGACGCAGCUCUGUUGUGGUGAGUUUGCCUGGACUCGAUGUAUCUCCUGGGGACUUGUUUGUCUCAGAUGGGGUAGCAGACUAUCUGAGCCGUUCAACUUUAUCAGAUACCAAGAAAUCCAAAUGGCCUUUUUUGAAACGAGGGACAAGUAAAGACAAGAUUAAGUUAUUGUCAGACGUGGAGAAGUGUCUUUCAUCUAUACAGAUCCAGGAUUGGAGACUCUGCGAUUUUCAAAAGUACAAGGAUAAAACCCUGGCUGAGUUUUUGGCGGUUCGGCACCCCGAUGUUGAGCUGCAGAACUGCCAACAUGGUUAUAAGAGAGAGGAAGCGGUGUGGGAGCUUUUUACCAGCGAAUGCGUUUACUUUCUCGACCAGCUGAUGGUGCUUAAAGAGGUUUUCCUGAGCACCCUAAAUAGCCUGCAAAGCAGUGACUGCCUUCUUGAUGUUGACGUGUGGAGACUUUUUGCAAAUCUGAACGAGUUGUGUCUGGUGAGCUUCAGUUUCCUGACCAGCCUUUUAAAGGGAAUCAAUGACUCCUGGGCAAACGUAGACAAAAGUAUGACGUCUUUGGAGACAUUACUAACCAAGCAUUUCAAAGAAAGUGUUUGUCACUGUCAGCAGAAAUACUGCCUCAACUACUCCUCUGCUGUCUUUUACCUCGACAGUCUGAAGCAAAGAGAAGAUUUUGGGAUGUAUCUGAAAUGGUGCGAGCGGAAUGAGCAGUGCAAGCGAUUACACUUGUCUGACAUGCUGGUGGCGCCAAUGCAGAGGUUCACCCGCUACCCUUUACUUCUCAAGAACAUUUUGAAAAGAAGCACCAGUGAAGAAGAGAAGAUUGCACUCCAGUCUAUCAUCAAACUAGUUGAGGGUUCCAUACAAGACCUUGAAGGUAAAGUGAAGUGGCUCCACAACUUUCAGACAGUCCAGCAACUGCAAGAGAUGAUUGUCUGGCCUCCGGUUUGGGAACGGGAUAAAAGGGCCUUUAUCCCUGAGAAUUUGAAGCAUGUGUUGAAACAAACCAGUCUGGAAAACCUCAUAUCUUCAAACCAACAUCUUUUACAUGAAGGAAGAUUGAAUCUGACAGGAAGUACAAAGCUCCAAGAGGUAUAUGUGUUCCUGUUUGAUGAUUUUCUGUUGAUUACCAAGAAUAAACGCAGUAAAAAGAAAUCUGUGAGCUCUGAACAAGCUACUUUGUGUCCACCAGUAAAUCAAGAACUACAGACAAUGCUCAAAGAUGGUGGCACUUUCCAUGUUGUUGACCAGCCAAUUUCACUGGAUAGAGUGCUGGUAAAAAACAUUGAUCAACUGAAUGCAACAGGCUGUGGAUUACGCAAUGCAUUUAUUAUAAUGCAUCAAAACCGAUACCAGCAAUGCAUAGGAGUCUUCAUUUUGCAAGCACAAACAGAAUCGAGCAAGAAAACAUGGAUUUUGGAAAUAGAAAAAGCAGCUGAGGCCCUAUCAAGGUCUGAAACUCGGAAACCAAGGAGUCAGAAUGCACCCUCAUGGCUUGAAUCUUCACAGAUUUAACAGAUGUGACUAGAUCCAGUUCAGACCUGCCAAGACCUUGCUCUGGGAAGAUAAAAAAAAGUGUAAUUUAGUUUUGUGAGAGUGUUACUUUGUCUGUGUAAUAUUGUACUUUUUUUUUUUAAAUAAAUGCAUUUGUUAUAAUUAUUUUUAAAGAAGCCACUAUAUGCAACUUCGAUUUAAGUUUGACAUUCAGAAUAUUUUUUUUAUUAUUAUUAUUAUUUUUUAACAACACAUCCGAUUUACAAAUACUGAAUAGAGGAAUCACUAAAGAAAGGUCCAUGUCAGUGACUGGGUUUGAAUGUGGCUUAGGUAAGAAGAGAAAGUAACAGUAUAUAGCCAGAAA